ACUCGAUUAACAAUCAGUUACCAGUCAGACUUGCAGUAGUGCACUCGGAAAGGGGAAUUUCGCGGUUGAAAAUGUUUCGUUUAUUGAGACCAAUCUUGGACAAUAAACUCCGUCCUGCGGGAGUAUUCCGAGAACUGCGAACCACACAGAGCAUUUCCCACCUCAACACUCAGGUCGGCUAUGAAAGAAACAUUAUUGAAUCACGCUAUGGACCGGUGAAUAUACCAAAAAUGUGCCUAACGGAUUACAUCUUCGAAGAGUGCGAAAAAGUAGCCGAUAAACCGGCACUAUCUUGCGGCUCGAGCAAACGCAGCUACAACUACGGUAUGUUAUAUGAGAUGACACGGCGUAUGGCACGUGCGCUUCUGUCGCAAAAGGGAUGCGCGAUGCGAAAAAAGGAAGUCGUUGGCAUUCUACUCCCAAAUAUUCCCGAGUAUGUGCCGGCCCUGCAUGGUAGCCUUUUGGCCGGAUUGGUGGUCACUUUUGCGAAUCCACUUUAUACGCCAGAGGAGAUCUGUCGGCAGUUCGAAAAUGCAGAUGUCCGGCUAGUAAUAACGUUGCCAGUGUUGCUACCCGUUGCACAAGUGUAUAGAAGUAAAGCAAAAAAGUACAAAGGUACGGUUUGCAUCGGUGGAAAGCAUAACCUAGAUGAAAAUGUCUUCGGCUUCGAGCAACUGCUGCGAGAAGACCAUCGUUCGGAGCUGCCAGAAAUUGACCCUGAAGACACGGCCAUACUGCCAUACUCAUCUGGCACCACUGGUAUGCCCAAAGGAGUUGAACUCAGCCACAAUAAUUUAGUUGCGAACUUGGCCCAAGGAUCGCAUCCGGAAAUGAACAAAUAUUAUCGGCCUGAGUUUGCUGGAUAUACUGAAACGGUUCUUACGAUACCACCCUUCUUCCAUAUUUAUGGUUUGAAUGGCAUUUUGAAUGUUUCUCUUAAAACAAGAAACCAUCUGGUAUCCAUUCCACGGUUCAUCCCCGAGGACUACCUCCAGUGUUUGGUGGAGUUCCGCCCGAAGCUUCUUUUUGUGGUUCCAUCAUUGAUGCUAUUUCUUGCCACCCAUCCGAAGGUUACCCCGGAUCAUCUGUCAAGCGUGGAAUCGGUGCUGGUGGGUGCUGCAGCGGCAUCCAUCCAACUACAGGAUAAGUUUAAACAGAAAUGUGGAAAGGAUGUGGAUAUCACUCAGGGGUACGGCAUGACCGAAAGUUCUCCCGUGACACUCUGCACGCCAUACAAAUACGAUCUAUCGAAAGUGGGGACCUGUGGGCAACUGUAUCCAAAUACCCAAGCGAAGAUUGUAUCGCUCACGGAUGGUAGCAAUCUUGGACCGCAUCAAACUGGUGAGCUGUACCUUCGUGGGCCUCAGGUGAUGAAGGGCUACCUGAACAAUGUGAAGGCCACAAGCGAAACGUUGGAUUCGGAAGGUUGGCUUCACACCGGAGAUGUGGCGUAUUAUGACUCCGAUGGAUUUUUCUACAUUGUCGAUCGUACCAAGGAACUCAUCAAAGUUAAAGGCAAUCAGGUUUCUCCAACCGAAUUGGAGAAUUUAAUUCUUGAAUUGCCGGAAGUGUCGGAUGUGGCAGUCGCUGGAAUAGCGGACGAAACGUCAGGGGAGUUACCGAGAGCUUAUGUGGUGCUUAAGCCGGACAAAACUCUGGACUCUGCCGUAAUAGUGAAUCACGUAAAGGAACGCGUGGUGAAAUACAAACAGUUGGCCGGUGGGGUCAUGUUUGUGAAGGAAAUCCCACGUAACGCCGGAGGGAAAGUUCUUCGACAUCAGCUGCAUCUUCUCGGGGCACAGCUGGACGAUUGAAGACCAGGUGGCCUUUGUUAUAUGAUUAGCAUGUCAAUUAAUUAGCUCCUUCCAUUAAUCCCGAUUAAAUACACAAUAAAACCAACAAUACACGUUUCAACAAAUAGAAA
Toxorhynchites rutilus septentrionalis is the source of this 1924-nucleotide messenger RNA. Its product is annotated as probable 4-coumarate--CoA ligase 1. Gene Ontology annotation, biological process: long-chain fatty acid metabolic process; fatty-acyl-CoA biosynthetic process. The record is from RefSeq and is a predicted model, not a curated record. The transcript is spliced from 6 exons. Gene Ontology annotation, molecular function: long-chain fatty acid-CoA ligase activity. NCBI's taxonomy places the organism in Eukaryota, Metazoa, Arthropoda, Insecta, Diptera, Culicidae. Bases 72 to 1814 code for a protein of 580 amino acids.